Phytophthora nicotianae INRA-310 is the source of this 8637-nucleotide messenger RNA. RefSeq lists its product as hypothetical. The coding region runs from base 1 to 8571 and encodes 2856 amino acids. Gene Ontology annotation, molecular function: microtubule binding. The record is from RefSeq and is a predicted model, not a curated record. Lineage: Eukaryota; Oomycota; Peronosporomycetes; Peronosporales; Peronosporaceae. The transcript is spliced from 3 exons.
AUGGCGCUACUAACCGGCGGUGGUCCUGAAAGCUCAGCGUUGUCCUCUCUGCACUCUGCAUCAGACGCAAACAACUCUAUGGAGGCGAUGAUGCUCUGUCUUGGGCUAGCAGAAAACGCAUUUUCUCAUGUGGAUAAGACCACGACAGCACUCGUCUUCGAGGAUUUCAUCGCGUGGGCACGUCGCAACCGUGAAUUCAUGCUUCAAGUCGAGCGCUUCCGUCUUAUUGCUGAAAAGGCUGUGGGGUUCGAGGACGCUCUCUCACUGCCUGAUGGUAGUGAUGAUGACUCAGAUCUGGAUGUGGAGGAUUUAGGAAACUCCGAUAAGCGUCGAGAUCAAGCGGAAUUAGAUCUGGGUAUCAGUCGAAAAUGGGCUGAAGUUCCCCCACCGUGGAUGAUUGAGCCUAUCUCUCAACCACUACAGAAUACUGCGUCAGUCUGCAAGAAGAACGGUAUGCCUCCACCUGCGAACUUACAGUUAGAGUGGGUUUACGGAACCAGUGGAUCAUCAGCUCGAAACGCGUGUCGCCUGCUAGCUACGGGUGAAGCGGUUUAUUUCGUGGGGAGCUACGUUGUGUUAUACUCCUCCCAGCGUCACGAGCAGCGAUAUUAUCGUGGCCACAGACGUGCAAUUGGAUGUCUGGAUGUGAAUGCCAGUGGGGAGAUCGUGGCAACCGGCGAUGCCUGUUCGGAUAGCACCACAAGCACCAAAGCUGGAGCUGAAAUUCAUGUUUGGAACGCGAGAACGCUACAAUGUCUAGCUGUACUGCGCAACUUUCAUCCUGCUGGAGUCGCACACGUUAGCUUUCCUGCUGCUGCGUCGGCAGCUACAGCCACACUCCGACAAACCCAGGCGUUGUCGAUUGGCGACCGUAGCGGAGCCGGUGGGAAUUCAUCAGCAGUGUUGAGUAGUAACUUGAUGAAGAAGAAACCACACGAGACGGAGGCUCUAAUUGCAUCAAUUGGUAGCGACGAUGGUGCGUCCAUGGCCUUGUGGAACUGGCAGAAAGAAGCCGUGGUGGUGUCAGGUCGAGCGCAUCCAGCAGCAAGUGGAAGAAGGGCGAGAUCGAGUAAACGGCCACUGGCUCUCGCACUCAACGAAGACGGCGACGAAAUUGUCGUUGUCGGUGCCCACUUUGUGGUGUUUCAUCACGUUGGCGGUCGAUUCUUCAAGCACAAGAAACCACAUUGGCAUGGAACUGUAGACCCACCUUUGCAAACGGUGCCAGUGUGUCUGAGUGCGGUUUACUACGGGAUACAGACUGCAGUUAUUGGAACUGCUCGAGGUGAGCUGUUACUAUUUGAACGUCACACACUUACGCGUUGUAUCCAGGCGCAUGACGUUCAAACCAGCGUCAAUGUUUGUAUGUUAUCGUGUCAGUCGAUGGUGCUCUUCUCGGCUGGCAAGGACGGCCAGAUCAAGCAAUGGGACUCCACUCUGCGUCCAAUCGGCCAGUCACUAGAUCUCCACGCUCUACUUCCGGUUCCCGAGGUCACUCCGUCAUCGUCUACUGUCAUCAGACCGGAAAGCAUUCUCGAAGGCGACGAUUUCCGUAUCUGCUCGCUGGAUUACGAUGCCCAAAGGAAACGAUUUCUAGUAGCUACUCGAGCAGGGAACAUCUUUGAGAUCGAUGAUGAAGUAUCAACUUCGACUGACAGUUUUCGCUGGAAUAUUGUGGCGUCGGGACAUACUGGACAACCCACGCGUAGUAUCGCGACCGCGAGUACCGUUGGUGGUUGCUUUGCUUCGUGCGGUGUUGGCAACAAGUUUGUCAAGAUCUGGAGUCUGCGUCGUCGCGCAUUUGUACAGCACCUACGUUUCACCGGGUCCUCAGCAGCUCCAAGUUGUCUGGAGUUCAGUAGUGAUGGAGAGCGCCUCGCUGUCGGUAGCGAGGACGGAACAGUGAUGCUGGCGCGACGAACCGGUACUGCGUCGAGUAGUGUCAUGGCGAUUGAGACGACGAUGAAGAACACAAGCUCAGCUGUGGUUGCGAUGCGGUUUGGGCCUCUGAAGACUGAGCCUUUGCUUGCGGUGGCACGCGACAACGGUCUCAUUUAUCUCUACAAACUCGAACCUGGUCGACGCCUCUCUCGUUGCAUGCUUCUGAAGCCUCAAGCAGAGGUCACUGGUGGUAACUCGUCAGAGGCAACAUACGCCCAUGCGCUAGACUUUAGUGUCGAUGGAGCCUUCCUUCGGACUCAGCACGGUUCGAUGCUAUACUUCUGGGACCUUCGCCAGCAUGCAGGUACGCGCGUGGCGUCGGUGACUACUCUUCGCAACGUCCAAUGGCACACACAUAACACUUCUAUCGGAUGGGAGGUCGGUGGGUUACUGUUGAACUCCCAAGACAACGACCGUGUGGUGGCGAAUAGUACACGAGGGCUCACACUCGUUUUAAACGGAGAUGGAGAUGUCGACCUGGCCCCGUUCCCGUGUCCCCCUUCAACAGUGAAAGACUCUGACAAUUGCUGGUUAUCAAGAAGAAUGCCACAAGCUCAUCUAACAAAACAAGUGUCCUUGUUUGGUUCACCUUCGGGUCAUCCGCCAGUAUCCGGUGACUUUGCGCUUCGAGGAAGCCUAGUCAUCACAAGCAGUCAAUAUGACCCAGCAAUCUGUCAGUGGCGAGUGGAAAAGGAGCUUGCGGACGUCCAACCUCGACCUGCAUGCCAGUACGAUCAAGCGCUUCGUAACAGACUGCAAGUGCUGGGAUUGAAAGAUGUCUACUUCGACAAUGGUACGCUAGAUGAGAGCUACGAAGGGAGAGUUCUACCGCGAAAGUCCGGUGGAGAUGUUUCGCAUGCGGUGGUUGCACGUGGAGCUGAAAGGCAGACACAACGCUUUGAAGCUCCUGAUCUAGCGUUGACAUUAUCCUACGUGCAUGGCUUCAACCACCGUUAUCUCUACAAACUCGAACCUGGUCGACGCCUCUCUCGUUGCAUGCUUCUGAAGCCUCAAGCAGAGGUCACUGGUGGUAACUCGUCAGAGGCAACAUACGCCCAUGCGCUAGACUUUAGUGUCGAUGGAGCCUUCCUUCGGACUCAGCACGGUUCGAUGCUAUACUUCUGGGACCUUCGCCAGCAUGCAGGUACGCGCGUGGCGUCGGUGACUACUCUUCGCAACGUCCAAUGGCACACACAUAACACUUCUAUCGGAUGGGAGGUCGGUGGGUUACUGUUGAACUCCCAAGACAACGACCGUGUGGUGGCGAAUAGUACACGAGGGCUCACACUCGUUUUAAACGGAGAUGGAGAUGUCGACCUGGCCCCGUUCCCGUGUCCCCCUUCAACAGUGAAAGACUCUGACAAUUGCUGGUUAUCAAGAAGAAUGCCACAAGCUCAUCUAACAAAACAAGUGUCCUUGUUUGGUUCACCUUCGGGUCAUCCGCCAGUAUCCGGUGACUUUGCGCUUCGAGGAAGCCUAGUCAUCACAAGCAGUCAAUAUGACCCAGCAAUCUGUCAGUGGCGAGUGGAAAAGGAGCUUGCGGACGUCCAACCUCGACCUGCAUGCCAGUACGAUCAAGCGCUUCGUAACAGACUGCAAGUGCUGGGAUUGAAAGAUGUCUACUUCGACAAUGGUACGCUAGAUGAGAGCUACGAAGGGAGAGUUCUACCGCGAAAGUCCGGUGGAGAUGUUUCGCAUGCGGUGGUUGCACGUGGAGCUGAAAGGCAGACACAACGCUUUGAAGCUCCUGAUCUAGCGUUGACAUUAUCCUACGUGCAUGGCUUCAACCACCGAAGCAUGAGUGUGAACCAGUCGCUUGCGUGUCUUGGGAACGGGUCGUACAUGUAUGGUGCUGGUCCACUGCUAACUGUACGUCACCUUCAUUCACUUGGCACUCGACAGCGUAUUGUACCGUCAGGACUUCAGCACUCUGUGUCGUGUAUCGUCAAGCAUCCUUCAGAGCCGAUUCUAGCUGUCGGGAGUCGUAGAGAUGACCGUGUUGUGCUGCUACGAACAGAGAAGACAUCUGCGACUGGAUCAACUACUGGAGAUUCGUUCCAGCAAGUCGCAACACUCAAGGCCAGCGUGAUUCCCACCAGCGACAAGAAAACGCUAAUCGCCGUGGAUUUCUGCGACUCUAACGACAGCAAUACGCGGAAUGUCCAAAGCGAUUUAGCUGCUGUGAUCUGGAAAUGUACUCGAAGUCACGUACACACAGUAGUGUUUUACGCAUGGAAGCGUCAGCUGUUGUUAUCUCACACGACAAUGACGCGGUUGCCUGUUCUUUUUGGUAAGUUUGUGGGAGCUUCGGACACAGGAGUGACGUUUGUUAGUGGCGGUGUGGAUCACCUCACGUUUUGGGACUUGAAUCCUGCUACUGGACAUGUGAUCGCUCAACAAGGAGUAUUCGGACGUCAUGCUCUAGUACAAACCAUGAUGUGUGUUGUCCACGUAGCUCCGUUUGUAGUGACGGGAGGUGCAGAUGGUUCUGUCGUAUUAUGGGAGAGCAGUGUUGCAGCUCACACCAUUCAGCCGUCAAGUAGCUCAAGGCAUAGUUCGAGUGGGGACGGAGUGGUAGCAUUAGAGCAUCUACAAGCUUCACAAGUUGUGCUCGGCGCCCUACGCAACGGAUCACUUGUGGUUUGGAAAUAUACAACUGCACGUAGCCCUACACGAACCAGAGUAUCUGGAGGUCGAAUUCAAGCCAGCGCGUUCUUGCAGCUCAUGAGAGUUAUUACCGUGUACGACGCUACCAAGCCUAGAACAACUAGCACACUAUCCCCAUUAUAUAGCUCGAGUACUGCAAGAAAAUCCUCGAGUGACGACACGUACGUGCAAGGAAUGCGUCUACUGGAUGAUGCAGCUCUGGCCGCCGUCGUCCUGAGUACAGGUGAAGUGCUAUCGGUCGAUCUGGAGCCAAUUAUUGAAGAAUCAACGGUGAUGAACCAAGCCAUCGCUGCAUCAAAUGAAGUUAGUGAGAAAACGAAAGUUCUGAUAAAUUUCAGUAGCGAGAUCAACGAUAUCGCUCUACACCCUCGAGAUCUCCGGUGGGCAUCUGCUAGUUCCGAUGGAUACGUGCACGUUUGGAAUCUUCACACGAAUUUGCUGUCACAACAGCAGCUUAUGCCUAGUUCACCGCGUUCACUAGCGUGGAGUUCAACCGGUGAACACCUCGCAGUGUCUCUCGCUGAUGGUACAGUUGCCAUUCUAAAUGGAACGACAUUGGAACCAUUACUUCAGUUCUCUUGUGGAGACGCCGAGACUGUGUCAAAUGCACAGAACAGACCAACUAUCCCAAAAUGGUGUACAGUGGUGAAAUACUCUCCUAUACUAAGCCAAACCGGGUCGAAUUCAACCCGUAGCUGGCUGGCGCUAGCUUGUAGAGACUACAAUAUCUACGUCUACUCGGUCGAGAACACAGGAGCGGAUGUGUCGCCUGUAUAUUCGCUUCGACACACAUUUGUUGGCCACACAGCACCAAUUGAGGCUUUGGACUUCUCUCUCGAUGGCGAGUUUCUCCAAUCUGCUACCUCAAGCAACGACAGACAACUGCUCCGCUGGGCUCUGCAGAAGGAGCCUGUAAACAGUGAUCCAGCUAAAGACACAGCGUCUGGGUGGGCUCUUUCACUAGCGUGGAGUUCAACCGGUGAACACCUCGCAGUGUCUCUCGCUGAUGGUACAGUUGCCAUUCUAAAUGGAACGACAUUGGAACCAUUACUUCAGUUCUCUUGUGGAGACGCCGAGACUGUGUCAAAUGCACAGAACAGACCAACUAUCCCAAAAUGGUGUACAGUGGUGAAAUACUCUCCUAUACUAAGCCAAACCGGGUCGAAUUCAACCCGUAGCUGGCUGGCGCUAGCUUGUAGAGACUACAAUAUCUACGUCUACUCGGUCGAGAACACAGGAGCGGAUGUGUCGCCUGUAUAUUCGCUUCGACACACAUUUGUUGGCCACACAGCACCAAUUGAGGCUUUGGACUUCUCUCUCGAUGGCGAGUUUCUCCAAUCUGCUACCUCAAGCAACGACAGACAACUGCUCCGCUGGGCUCUGCAGAAGGAGCCUGUAAACAGUGAUCCAGCUAAAGACACAGCGUCUGGGUGGGCUCUACUUGACGAUACGUGGGCGUCUUGGACUCCAACAUUUUCUGGCCCCGUUGAGGGUCUUGCUGACUGUUGUGGGGUUGGGAUGACGACGUCGUUAGCGCGUAUUAACAGCGGAGUCACAGACUCGGACGGAACAUCAAACAUAAAGAACUGGAGCUCCUCGCUACCCACGAUGGUUGUGGGACUGGAUGACGGCAAUUUGAUGCUCUCCUGGUACUCUCUCACACGCGGCGACGUUACUGUUCCUGUGUUUACUGCUGAAUCCGAGCGCUCGAAUGAUCACGCAGUUGUCACCAAGAAAUACAUGGGAUGUUUUUCACGUGGAUCAGUGAUACGUCGCGUAGGUUUCAGCUUUGCCAACGCGUUUGUCGUGGCUCUAGCUUGGAACUCUAGUGGUAGUACGCAAGUGUCAGUGUGGAAGACCGACUACGAGGACGAGCUGCGUCUACGCCAGCGGUUCGCAUUGAAAUCCACUGUAUCGUUGGAAACUGACCCGACCUGGUACGUUAGUCCCGUCGAUAGGUCACUUUUCGAGGAAUGUAUUCGAGUUCAACGCACCAAGGCACCAAUCUCCAAGGUCAUUCAGAGUACUGACGCCGUCGACGAGAGCGACGACAAAUGGCUGGAAGACUCGCUUGAUAGUCGCGCCAACGAUGAACAAGCCUAUCUGGAAUUCAUCUACGGCCUUAACCCGGGAGCGACGGGUAGUAGAAACGUGUUCUACGCUGACGACGCGUGGGAGAUCGUGUAUGCUGCUGGAUCGUGCGGUGUCGUGUACAACACGAAGACACAAACGCAGCUACUCAACUACAACACGGAGGCUGGACGGCAGAGCGUCGUAUCAGCAUUGGCUGUUCACCCUAAGGGCGAUCUAGUUGCCUCCGGUGAAUGUCUGAUACGGGGCUCUGGAGCUCCGGAAAUUGUCAUUUGGGAUGCCAACAGCGGCAGUACAGUCGUCCGAGUGGCUUCCAAACAUCAACCUGGUGUGUUGUUGCUUGAAUUCAGUCCCGAAGGACACCGUCUCGCAUCGAUUGGAAUGGAAUCAGAUCACACUCUAGCGAUCUAUGCCAUUGCUGGAGGUGAGCGUGAAGGGGGUCGUCUUCGAGCGACGUUGUUAGUGACAUGCAAGACGUCAACCAGGAGAGUUUGGGGCUUGAGUUUUGGCGAAGACGGUGAGCUGGCGACUUGUGGAGAUCAACACAUUCUCUUCUGGCAACAGGGCACAGCCAAUUCUGGAAGAAACGGGGAAGAUGAUACGCGCUCGACGGGGCUGAAGAGCGGGUUGCUAACUAGCCACAAAGAAUGUAACCCUCGAGCGACAUUGCUUCAGGCAGCACACAUGUCUGGUCGAGCACGCGUUGUAGUGUCCAGUCAAGCGGACGGAAGUUUGUACGUCUGGAAGGACCGCGUCUGUGUACUUGUUCGUCGUGAUGCACACGGUGACGCUGCUAUUCCAGCUCUCGCAGUGGAUCGUAAGCACUCGCUACUCUAUUCAGCUGGAGCGGAUGCACGCAUCUGUGUCUGGAAUACACAGCUCGAACUGGUUCAAGUAGUGGCGGAUAUUGCUCAGCUUAACACGGGCUCACUCCCUCUGAUAAACACCAGUAUUCAGUCGCUAUCUGUGCGUGACGGACACGUAUUGUUCAGCACUGCAGGAAGCGAAGUCUGUGAACUAGUUGGAGCAGGCUCAACGCAGAAGACACAUGAGAAAGAUUGGAGGCUCCACGUUUACGUUCGAGGCCAUGCGAAUGGUUUGCUCUGCGGUCUUGCAGUUCAUCCGAGUAGACGUGCUCAGUUUGCAUCAGCAGGUGAUGAUGGAGUCGUACGGCUUUGGGAUGCAGCCACACGCUCGUUGUUAGCCUUCCACCAGUGGGACUGCGUCUCGGAGUUCUCGACGGGUGCAAGUGGCAACGAUGAAUUGCGUGCAUUAGCAUUUUCUGCUGAUGGUAAACACCUCGCAGUUGGAACGAUAGUCGGAGUCGUGCGAGUGCUUACCGCUGCUCUUGAUGGCGUCGUGACGCAGUGGAGCUGCUCGCAAGAUCAGCAACAAAGUCACGCUGUUCUGACGCUUCAAUACUCAGUAGACGGGAAAUUCCUGGCUGUGGGGUGUCAAGAUGGCACUGUACAUGUGUACAAUGCAGCCAGUUAUCGGAAGACCACCAUGUUGCGAGGAUCGAUACCAAGCACAGACAUGAUUCGUCUUGACUUCGCUCGAGAUCGACCAGUGCUUCGUGUGCAGUACAACGAAAGUGACAUUCGAUUCUGGGAACUUGGUACGUGGAAAGCGCUGUCUCCAGUUCAAGUGCGAGAUACCCACUGGGAAUCGAAACGUUAUCCGUCUUUGGUGAGCGGCUCGACUCAAAGCGAAGACUUCAACGGUGCAGCGAUGGCAGUCGACGGUCACGCCACACUGGUCACUAGCUGGGCUGUCACCAAGAACGAAAACUUCCUGCUAUCCACGGGCGGCGCCGAUCGCGUUGUGUGUCAAUUCCGCCUGCCACCGCGUUCAGCGACCAGCAUGCAAUAGCUUCUGCCAGCGCUACUUCACAUAAAAUUCAAACUCAGCAGUACUACUAGUAGUAUUUCACAAUCG